Exophiala xenobiotica is the source of this 870-nucleotide messenger RNA. RefSeq names its product H/ACA ribonucleoprotein complex subunit 1. Gene Ontology annotation, cellular component: box H/ACA snoRNP complex. Gene Ontology annotation, molecular function: box H/ACA snoRNA binding. Bases 45 to 677 code for a protein of 210 amino acids. Gene Ontology annotation, biological process: ribosome biogenesis; snoRNA guided rRNA pseudouridine synthesis. NCBI's taxonomy places the organism in Eukaryota, Fungi, Ascomycota, Eurotiomycetes, Chaetothyriales, Herpotrichiellaceae. The record is from RefSeq and is a predicted model, not a curated record. The transcript has 6 exons.
CUGCAAAUACCGUCGCAACACAACGUCGCCCUUCCACAACAACAAUGGCGUUCCGAGGUGAUUCGCGAGGUCGUGGCGGCUUUCGAGGUGGUGAUAGAGGAAGAGGAUCGUUUGGAUUUGGAGGAAGAGGCGGAGGACGAGGUGGUUUCCAGCAACAGAGCUUUGGUCCGCCUGCCCAGGUGUUUGAAUUGGGCACGUUCUUGCAUGCCUCCGAGGGUGAAAUGGUCUGCGAAUCGGUCAACCCCAAGAUUCCCUACUUCAACGCACCGAUCUAUCUCGAGAACAAGACUUCGAUAGGAAAAGUGGACGAGAUUCUAGGACCGAUCAACCAGGUCUACUUCACCAUCAAACCACAAGAAGGAAUCCAAGCUACAUCUUUCAAGGCCGGAGAUAAAUUCUAUAUUGGUGGUGACAAGCUAUUACCGCUGGAAAAAUUCUUACCGAAGCCGAAACCACCACCAGGUUCAGCAAGGGUCAAGAAACCAGCUGGCGCCGGACGAGGUGGUAUGAGAGGUGGUAGAGGAGCCCCUCGAGGCCGGGGAGCACCAAGAGGCCGGGGCGGUAGUUUUGGCGGCGGUGGCUUCGGACGUGGUGCACCAAGAGGUGGAGCUCGAGGAGGCUUCUCUGGCGGACGAGGUGGUGGAAGAGGAGCACCAAGAGGUCGUGGCAGAUUCUAGGCCAUGGUCGUCUCUACUUGUCCCUGUUGGAUGUUCCAAAUUUUACAGCAUGAUUUCGGCGUUGGGGGAAAUACCCAUGGCAAAAAUGUGGCUACUAUGAUGGGAUCCAGGGGGUUUGCUGCAACAGUAGACCUAUCUCCUGUCGGGAAAUAGGCGAUAGUGAUGGUCUACAACAAACUGUAUUGUGUUAUCA